ACAGUACUAUCACACGCUUGAAUCUCGUCAAUCUCACCUUCCAUUCAAACACCGGCUGCACCAUUCACAUCUCCAGAGACAAAAUGAUGGUAAUCUUCGUGAUGUUGUUGUAGAUUCUGUUACAUUACUGCGAGAAAGCAGUGAAGAUAGUGAUUGA
Molecule: messenger RNA, 157 nt
Organism: Paraglomus brasilianum
Lineage: Eukaryota; Fungi; Glomeromycota; Glomeromycetes; Paraglomerales; Paraglomeraceae
Source: the annotation of a GenBank genome assembly